Molecule: messenger RNA, 1128 nt
Organism: Arachis stenosperma
Lineage: Eukaryota; Viridiplantae; Streptophyta; Magnoliopsida; Fabales; Fabaceae
Product: UPF0481 protein At3g47200-like
Exons: 1
Coding region: 1-1128 (375 amino acids)
Source: RefSeq, a predicted model, not a curated record
AUGGAGGGGCCAAAAAGAAUAUUUUGUAGACAGUUCAUUGAAAGAUCUAUCACAAACAACUUGGAAAGUUUUGUUAGUUGCGUGCAAGAGCUGGAACCAACGGUUCGUAGUUGUUACUCAGAUAACAUCAAGCUUACUGAGGAAGAACAUGUUAUGGUGAUAUUGGUGGAUUGCUGCUUUAUAUUAGAAUUUUUACUCAAGUUCCAUUUUGGGAGUACACAUCAUGAUGCCAUUAUUCUGCCACAAAAUUUAAAGAGUCCUAUAGCAUAUGAUUUGUUGUUGCUUGAGAAUCAAGUCCCUUUCUUUGUUCUUGAGAAGCUUUAUAACCUAGCUUUUGAUUCUCCUCCAUUUCCAUUACUAGGGCUCGCUUUUUAUAUUGUUCUGUAUAGUAUCAUCAUUCCUAAUAAUAUCCUGUUUGGUCAUAUUCAAGCCUUAUCCAUCGAGAAUGAAAUAGCUCAUUUUAUAGAAUCCAACGAGGAUGAAAUAGCUCAUUUCAUAGAUCUAUCAAGAAAAUUUCUGUUAACAUCCUCUCGCUUAUUGCAGCCAUCAGCCUCUGGAUGCUUAAGAGAACCAGAGUUCCCCCAUAUUUAUAGUGCCACUGAGUUGAGUGAAGCAGGAAUAAAGUUUAAGGUAAACAAAAAUAGCAAAUGCAUGCUAGAUUUGGAAUUUUCAGGUCAUUGUUUGAGAGUCCCAUCUAUUAGCGUGACAGCCAUUACUGAAGCUAUUUUGAGAAAUUUGAUAGCUUUUGAGCAAUGCCACUGUAUGAAGGAAUCUUACCUCGCUGACUAUAUUGUAGCCUUGGAUUUCCUUAUCAACACAGAAAAAGAUGUAGAUUUGCUUAUUAAGAAAGGAAUAAUUGAGAAUUGGUUAGGUGAUAGCAAGGCAGUGGCUAAAAUGUUCAAUGGUCUUGCACUGCCUGUUUUAAAUCCAGAUUUCAAUGUGCAAUAUAUCCGUAUUUUCAAAGAGUUGAAUGCUUUCUGUGGCCACCCUUGCAACAAAAAAGUCGCAACUUUGAGGCGCGACUACUGCAACACUCCAUGGAAGACAGUAGCUUCAAUUGCUGGAAUUUUUCUGCUUGUUCUCACUGUUAUUCAGACAGUAUUUUCUAUCCUCCAAGUGGUACACUAG